AUGCCCGUGGAUCUCAGCCUAUCCCAGUCAUUGGGAGGGCUUCGAAUAGCGAAUCCUGAUGAUUCCCCUCUUCUAUCCGAGGGUACGACCGCUGGUUCUUCGGGACCCAGCCCAUCUGGACUCCCGGACGGUUCGGUAUCAACCCUUCCACAGGAUCCCGCGCCGAACGAUGACCGCCCAUCCGCUUUCCCUCCUGCACCCAUAGAAGCGCCUGCGUCGACCGAGAACGAGCACCGGGCUUCUGCCUUGUCUUCCCUCCCCGAUACACAACCACCUCUGUCCGGUCCCUACCAGGCGUACACGCCUCAGCAGCACUCAACACCUCCAAAUUCCAACCGCCCCCUUUCCUCCGUAUAUACGAAUGGGUCGACUUCCUCUGUGCUCCCCCGUGACACCUCUUACCGCAUACGAACUGAUUCCGGUGCCUCCUCGACAUCGGGCUCGCGCGUAGACAACCGAGGCGGAUCGGCGGCCCUCCAGGCAGGCGUCCCCGUGCGCGAUAGCUCUCACAGCGACCGGUCCUAUCGCACAGCACAGAUCCCAGCUAAUGGACCGGCAGUCAUGCGUCAGUCAUCUCGAGCGCAUGCCAGGAGUGGAGGGACAGCUCAGUUACAACGAUCGUCUUACGUGAUGGAGAACGGGACAAUGCCCAGCAGCGAAGACUGGCAAGACCGCGGUGCUGCAGUUUCUGUGCGGCAAGAGAUCGAUGCCAACGGCAAGACAGUCGCUCGCUACAUCAAAAAGGGUGUACGGGAUUUCUCAUUUAGCAAUACCCUUGGCGAAGGUUCCUAUAGUACCGUGGUGUUCGCGACGGACCGCCAGACUCUGAAGGAAUAUGCGAUCAAAAUCCUCGACAAACGACACAUCAUCAAGGAAAAGAAGGUCAAAUACGUGAAUAUCGAGAAGGACACCCUCAAUCGCUUGACCGACCACCCCGGCAUCGUCCGGCUUUACUACACCUUUCAGGAUGAGCGCUCGCUCUAUUUUGUGCUGGACUUGUGCAAAGGAGGAGAGCUGCUAGGCGUCCUCAAGCGGAUGUCUACCUUCGACGAGGAGUGCACUCGGUUCUAUGGCGCCCAGAUCCUCGACACAAUAGACUAUAUGCACAAGCGCGGAGUGAUUCAUCGGGAUUUGAAACCGGAAAAUGUUUUACUGGAUAGCCAGAUGUUCGUCAAAAUCACCGAUUUUGGGACGGCCAAGAUCCUCAAAAAUACUCGACGACCGGAUGAAAAUGCCAGCGCCAUGCCGCCUCUCGAUUCGACGGAACUCCCCGACGAGGAACGGGCGAGCUCCUUUGUGGGCACCGCCGAAUAUGUCAGUCCCGAACUUUUAACCGACAAGAACGCGUGCAAAGCCAGCGAUCUGUGGGCGUUUGGCUGCAUCAUAUACCAGCUGUUGGCGGGGCGACCGCCCUUCAAAGCGGGUAAUGAGUACCAGACUUUCCAAAAGAUCGUUGCGCUAGACUAUGAAUUCCCCAUUGGGUUUCCUACCGUCGCUCGUGACCUCGUCGAACGUCUUCUUGUCCUGGACCCGGCUCAACGUCUUCAGAUUGAACACAUUAAAAACCACGAAUUCUUUGAUGGGAUCACUUGGGGACCGGACCUGUGGAAACACAAAGCACCUCGCUUGAAGGCCUACGUCCCACCCCCGCGUGAGCCUAUCAAGCUCAACGGUAGCGGCGAGGGUGGUGAUAGCCUCCCUCCUGUUAUCUCGACAGCCCCUUCCAACGCACCCAAUGCCAGUUCCCGUGCGCUUCCACGCGUGGUGACAGAAUUGCCCCCACCGAGUCAGCUAGAUAUUGAGUGGUCGCCUGUGCUGAGCAAGUCGAACGAGCGAAUCUUGAAGCUUGGUAAUCUGGUGGUGCUAUCUUCGGCUGCAUCCCAUAGCCCGACAUCGAAAAACAGCAGCGGCGAGUUUGAGGCACCCAAGAAGUUCUCUCGUUUCUUUUCCGGCAGCGGGAUUAAAAAACGACACCGCUUGGUCAUGGUAACCUCGUCGGGCCGGAUCAUUCUGGCUGCAUCUGGCGGCGACACGAAGAAAGCAAAGCUUGAAAUUUCUCUCCUCGCUCCAGGGACGCACUACAAGACUAUGACUGAUUCGAAAGGACACUCAUCCUGGGUUGUUGAUACGAGGGACAAACAUUUUGUAUUCGAGGAUUCCAAGCCGUCCUCGAGCAACGUUGGGACCACGGCCGUAUCCGCUCAGGAGUGGCUGGACGCACUGGACAGAGCCCGAGAGAUGGCCGCGACACAGCAAACCAGCGGCCCUUAUUCGGCUGAUGAUGCCUUCCGAGACCUCUCGUCUGGCUUCUCGAGCCAUGCUAACACCCUUGACCGCGGCUCCGAACCCCAGACCGAAAGCAGUGGCCCGCCCCCACCGAGCCGGCACACUUUGGUCAAACAUCAGGCCACGGACUCGGAGUCAACUAAGGGAAAGAAGAGAUUUAGUCGGCGUCAUUCUAAGAACGGCCUUGCUGCUGUUUUCUAA
This is a messenger RNA of Penicillium alfredii, 2487 nucleotides long. Its product is annotated as PDPK1 family serine/threonine-protein kinase. The transcript is spliced from 2 exons. The record is from RefSeq and is a predicted model, not a curated record. Gene Ontology annotation, molecular function: protein serine/threonine kinase activity; ATP binding. The coding region runs from base 1 to 2487 and encodes 828 amino acids. Lineage: Eukaryota; Fungi; Ascomycota; Eurotiomycetes; Eurotiales; Aspergillaceae. Gene Ontology annotation, biological process: peptidyl-serine phosphorylation; intracellular signal transduction.